Molecule: messenger RNA, 3124 nt
Organism: Spirodela intermedia
Lineage: Eukaryota; Viridiplantae; Streptophyta; Magnoliopsida; Alismatales; Araceae
Source: the annotation of a GenBank genome assembly
AUGGGCGCUUUGCUCUCAUGCAUCUCGGAGAAGGAGGUGAGGAGGAAAGCGCCGCCGGGGAGGCGUCGCCCACCUCCCUCCGCCGGCGAUCACCGAUCCCUUUCUGCGGUCCUGGGGUCGAGCAGCAGGUGGAGCAAACUCGGGGCCUCGAGGAAGGACAGAUCCGAGGAGGCGCUGAUCCAGGAGCAGGCGCUCGCGGCGGCGCUGCUGCUGCAGCAGAACGGCGUGGGGUUGCCGUUAGACAGGUCGGCGUCUCUGCGGUUUCAGGCUCCGGGGAAGAAGAAGGAAGGCCUGCCUAGGAGCUCGAGCUCCAGGGCGAGGUCGCUCGCGGAUCCCCUCCUCCAGCCGCACCAGCUCGUCAGUCAGGUGUGCUGAAUCGCGAAUUGUGGAUUAAUCGACGAGUAGUUUUAAAAUCUCCAAUUUCCUGUGGGGCUGGGAUUCUGUUGUCGUCAACCCCAUUUCUCAGGCGCUGAGAUGCAUUAUUAUAUACGGAAUUCAGAUCGUCUGAAGUAGAUCUUUGUUUUAUCGUUCUUGACAAUCACUAGACUACGCCAUCUCACCGUCGCUCAUAUCUCUGUCGGAACAUUAUUGGUGCCGGAGGCAUCAUGAUCGUCAUUAUAAUCGAUUAUACUCGUCAUCCUCCCAAUCGUCGUUAUAAUCGUCGGUUGUCUUCAUCAUCGUCUGCAUCAUCUUGCCAUCACCACCAUCUUUUUCGUCUUUGCCACCGUUCAGAGCGAAAAUUGUCUCCUUUCCUCCUGGAAUAAACAAGGUUUAUGACAAACAGUGUAAAUGGAUAUAUGCGUGACCUCUUCUCGUGCUUGCUUUUGUUUCCUCCCGUGACGAGAUGCAAGGUUUCCUGGCAGGAUUUGAAGAUUGAUGACCUAGAGACUGGUACUAUUGUUCUUGUCCAUGGCGGUGGCUUUGGUGCCUGGUGUUGGUACAAAACCAUGGUGUUUCUUGAAGAGAGCGGAUUUAAAGUGAUUGCUCUGGAUCUCGCCGGUUGUGGAGUUCAUUCUUUUGACACAAAUAGAAUCACAAGUCUUUCCCAAUACGUGAAGCCACUCACUGAUUUUCUUGAGAAGCUUGCAGAUGGUGAAAAGGUACCUUCAUUCGUCAACCUUAACCAAAGUGAUACUUCUUCUUCCAUCUUCUUUUCUGUUCGAAAUUUAAACUUCAAUUGUCUUUCCUACAUUGAACUGUGAACUCUGAACGAUGGUUAUGUGCCAUCAGAAUUUACUGAUAUUUCCGUAUAUUUUCUUGAGAUGACUGAAAAAUUAGUCUGCAGAGCUCAUUAAUGUGCAUCUUUUCAUCAGCAAUGAAAUGGAAAUGAUAUGCUUUCCUCGAUAGAAUUGGAAUUCGGAAGUUUUGAGCGCUCCCUUAAUUAUUACGAUGAGCGCUCAUGGCUUCUAACAGUUGUGAGAAUUAAAUGUCUCCCAAGGUCACAAAGUCGAAGAGGUUUCUUGCUCUUAUCCUUAGGAGUUGUUGCUAGAGUUAUUCUCUAGCAAAGUCUCUUUCUCUGUUGCUAGAGUUAUUUGUUCCUAGUUGUUCUCCCCAACCAUCUCUUUUUCUCUGAGGACUGUAGCGAGGAGUAACAAGUUCGGCAGACUUAAAAUAUUGUUCCAUCAAAGGCUUUGCCAGAAGAUAAACCGGGUCAUUUGGUUGAUUUUAUAUAGUCACAGCCAAUGAAGGAACUUGGUUAAAACAUAAUGCACGCGUGUUUGAAGAGUUUCAAUGCCUGUGAAUAGCAUGUUAUGCCUGCGCUUGGAAAUUGAUUGUAUCUUUGAUAUAUUAUGUGUGCAGAAUCAUGCAUAUACUAGCCUGAGAAGAAAGGUAUAUGGCUGGUUUCCAUAUCGCCUGCAGGAGUACGCUUGCUUGGAAUAAUUUGACACAGAUUACUAUGAAUAUUAUAAGGUUUUCCUCAAUGUCUCUUUUUGACAUUUAUCACUGAGUGUAAGAGCGAAUUUCUGGUUUUUUUUUUGCUAAAACCAUCUGAGGAGAAUGAAUUAUGAAUAUCUUCUGUUGUUCCUUCAUCUGAAACAGCCUGGUCAACUAGUGGAUUACUCUGACUUAAUCCAUUUCAAUCAAGGUCUCUCAAGUUAAAGGCAUGACUUUGUAGUCUUUCAUAUCAGGGGUUCAGUUCUGUGUCAUCGUCGAACUACCCUCAUUGCUCAUGCUCAGUUCCUGCUGGACUUGGGUGUUUGAUGUGUUGAUACGCCUGUCCCAUUGCGCACCUGUUGAUCCACACUCUCUCUUCUCCGAUGUUCCCUCCAAGAAGACUGAGCAUCCGAUUUCUACUUCAUAAUUGGAGUCUGAAGAGUACCUUGGAAAAUUCGUAUCUCUGCAGGUCAUUUUGGUCGGGCACGAUCUCGGCGGCGCCUGCAUAUCUUUCGCCAUGGAGAUAUUUCCAUCCAAAGUCACCAAGGCUGUAUAUAUUGCUGCUGCGAUGCUGAAGAGCGGUCAGAGUACUGUUGACAUGUUCUCUCUCCAGGUUCGUUCCUCUCUCAUCCCAUGCAUCCAAUCCGCCCCUCAGAGCAAGCAAUCAAAGGUGUCUCAUAUUUCUCUCUCCUCCGCUGCUGCUUGUAGGAAGGCGUGGAUGAUCUUAUGAGGCAGGCCCAGGUGUUCAUAUAUGGGAACGGGCCCGAUCGUCCCCCAACCGCCAUUGACCUCAAGAAGUCCUCCCUGAAGGACCUGAUGUUCAACCAGAGCCCCAGCAAGGUGAGUCCCCUCUCUGAUGUUCCCAUGAAUUCUCCUCAUUUAGGGAUCAACAGCCACUCAAGUCCCCGAGAUCUUGCCUUCCUCAAAGGACGUUGCCCUGGCCUCGGUUUCGAUGAGGCCGGUGCCCUUUGCCCCACUGCUGGAGAAGCUCUCGCUCUCUGUCGGCGGCUACAGCUCGGUGCGGAGAUUCUACAUCGAGACGGCGGACGACAACACCAUCCCCCUGUCGUUGCAGCGGGCGAUGUGCGAGGCUGAUUCCCCCGAGCGGGUCUUCCGGCUGAAGGGCUCUGACCACUCUCCAUUCUUUUCGAAGCCCCAGGCCCUCCACAAGCUCCUGGUGGAGAUCUCCAGGAUUCCCAAGAAUAGCACCCCACUGCCGCCGCCGCCGCCGCCGCUGACCCAGGUUUGA